AUGUACCAGCCUUGCUCCAGGUUCAGGGCGCUGCCAUACCUUCAGCCCCGCCCCGCCGCAAGCCCAACCCAGAGGCUGCUUAUGGUUUCCCUAAAGUUCCUGGGCCCUGGACAUCAGUCCGCGGAGGAGCAGCGUCGGGCCGUGGCCAGGGCCCGCGGGCUGGAGCUGGCCGAGGCUCUGGCGCUGGGGCCAGGCUGGAGGCAUGCCUGCUAUGCGCUCCUGCACGCGCCUGACCCGGGGAUUCUCUUUGGCCGCCUCCCCCUGCGCUACGCCAUACUAAUGCAGAUGCGCUUGCUGGGCUUCCCUGGCGGAUUCGUGGACUCGCCAGACAGCAGCCUGGAGGACAGGCUGAACCGUGGUCUGCUGGAACAGCUGGGCGAGGCGGCGGCCGCCUUCCGUGUGGAGCGCCCUGACUACCGCAGCUCCCCCACUGGAUCAGAUGCCAAGUCUCUGACGCUCGAGCAGCUGUCGGCUGUGGAGUCCAGCGCAACAGGCGCCAAGGACCACGGACUGGAGGUGGGGCCAGUCUGGGACCCUGCUCCGUAUCCUAUUCCUUUCCCUUAAAUGCCUUCGUUUGCCUCAGAAACUCUUUUCGGAUUGAGGUCCCCGUCUGUCAGAAUUUGCCCUCUUCCCCAUUUUCUUGGUGGAGUUGAGAUCUUGGUCUUCUCUUAUUGAAUGGUACUGCCAACCUAAGUUCCCGGGAAGAUUUCCACCCACCUCGCCCUUUACUGGGCUCUGGAGAGAUUUUUCUAGAAUACACUUAUCCACAUCUCUCAGCUGCUCUCUGUUGAUAAUGUGUAAGUGGCCAGGCAUCUACCCUAGUCCCUUAUUGUUGGGCCUCUGUUUUUCUUAGGAAGAAGAUAUGGCCCUAAUACUUAAGGCCAGGGUGGGAGACAGAUUGAAUACGGAGGUGGUUCUCAAAUUUUGUCAAGUAUCAGAAUCAUCUGUGAGGCUUAUAAAAACAAAAUGACUAGAUUCUACUCCCAGAAUGCUGGUCGUGGGUGAGGAAAGCACCAGCUUCCACCACUCCCAAGUCCUGGGGGCAGGGGUUCAGAAAUCUGAGAAUUUGUUUUUUUCAAAAGUUCCCAAGUGAUGGUGAUAACACUGGUCUAGGUUUCCCAUUUUGAGAACCAUUGUUGCAGGGUUAAGCAUGACUUUUGGCGUUAGGAGCCAAUAGAGUUUUAGGGGACAGAUGUCAUAAGGAUUAACAUUGAUGGAGCUGGAUAGCAUGUCUUGGGUCAUUUGUAGAGCGUUUGGUCCACUGGGCCUCCUUUAAAUAGGAGCCUUGGGCUUGUUUCUGCUGGAGUAUUAAGGGUUGAGGCAUCUGCUCUAGAAAGAUCUGCUAAAGAGAGGAUGGAGGUAGUGACAUGAGCUACCUGGAGUCCCAGUGUCUCCUGUCUCCUUACUUUUACAGGUGCUGGGCCUGGUGUGAGUGCCCCUGUACACCCUGCGUGAUGGUGUGGGAGGCCUGCCCAUCUUUCUGGAGAAUUGCUUUAUUGGUGCUGCCCGGGAGCAGUUACUGGAUACCCUCCACGACUUGGGAGUGGUGGAAGCUGGUGCUUUCUCAGGCCUUCAGAUCCCAGUUCGUCUGAGGCAUCCCUCUGUGGACUCGGGGAACCUGAGAUGAGGACUUUGGUACAAGGAAGGGAAUGUUUUCUCUUCUGGACCUAAAGAUGAUACCAAAUUAAAAGAAGAGAUGUAUAUCAUAUGUUUUGAGCAGAGGACCCUCCAAUUCAUGGGAUCAGGGACAAAAAUCCACAGCUCAUCCCAGGGGCCCUGGCAGGUUCUCAGAGCCUACCUCCUCCUUGUGCAUUUGCAUACAGCCUGGUAACCCCCAGACAUGCAUAUGUACAAUGU
Messenger RNA from Chlorocebus sabaeus (green monkey), 1857 nucleotides. NCBI's taxonomy places the organism in Eukaryota, Metazoa, Chordata, Mammalia, Primates, Cercopithecidae. The record is from RefSeq and is a predicted model, not a curated record.